This is a messenger RNA of Schizophyllum commune H4-8, 1286 nucleotides long. RefSeq lists its product as uncharacterized. Lineage: Eukaryota; Fungi; Basidiomycota; Agaricomycetes; Agaricales; Schizophyllaceae. The transcript is spliced from 4 exons. The record is from RefSeq and is a predicted model, not a curated record. The coding region runs from base 1 to 1140 and encodes 379 amino acids.
AUGGUGAAGCAGCCGUGGCACAAAUGCCCCUUCUCCGGAGAAACAGAACAUUUGUGGAGGAUCUCGCUUAUUCCUACUCCACCUGACGAUGCAGACGAGGCCAUUGAGAAAAAAGUUGCCCUUACCGAAUGGGUAUGGGGGCUAAGGCGCGGCGGACUCCAUUACUAUCUUGCCUCGAGUCACAACACGCUGUUCUUCCGCAAGGAUAUAGCGGACCUCUACGCAUCAUUUCAGUUUCUAUUAGUGCCCACCUUCAACUUGAUCAAGAAGAUUGACGACUUUGCGAAGAGUACUGGUGUCUUGAAUCGCGACGAGAAGGAUAAAUCCCGUCGUCGUCCCUUGACCGCGUUAAGACCUCCAAGCGGAGUGUAUCGAUACGUCUUCAUCCCGUUUACAGACGCCGCUCGCAAGCUGCAAACGGAGUUCGACCUGCAGCCGCAGACUGCAGAAGACUUGACGGGUUGGGUGCAUCCGCUCUUCGGUAACUCGGCCUUGCACGGAACCGCCGCCUUUCCCGUCGUCGAAUGCCACGCGCAUCCCUAUUCCAUCUGCUCUCUCGCCGAAUCCGCGUUCAAGUACCGCAAAUUCGGCACGACGAUCACGGCUCAGUAUUCCAUCGCAGCGUUGGACGUCCUGGAUCUCUGGAACGUUGAUGAAUCACAAGCGCGAGUUCCUCAGUGGUUCAUCGACUUGCCGGAGAUGUAUGAGGACGAUAUCACGGUGAUGAGCUCGGAGGCGAAAGGAUAUACCAUAACUUCGCAAGCCGAUGGCCAAGGGAACCGCAUCGAAACGAUUCACGAGGAUGACGAUCUCCUACAAGCGCGUGUGACCGAGUGGGCGGGGGCAGUCGAUCCCAAUUCGGUACUCGAGGAGCAGCCACCGAUCCUACGUUCGCCUCUCCAGCUUCGUCGCUCGCCGCGAAUUCAGCAAAUGUCACAAACGUGCGGAAAAUCGUCGCUUCUCCGGUCAAACUCCCCUGUACGCGAAGCGCCAUGGCCUCUGCCAGAAAAUGCCGACUUGUACCGGCACCCGCCUGCGUGGACGAAGCGCACUGGUCGGUUUCCGACACGCGAGUUCUCGAGUAACGACUGGGCGUAUUUUUGCUACAACGUGGUUCUCGCGACGUCUAGGGGAAGGUAGUCAUCUGGGCACACCCAUCUCACGCGGCAACUGCUUGACGCUCAGACGCCAGUCGAGUUGCACGGUUGAGCCACCUCCCGCUGGCGGAAAGACAAACCAGUGCGCCAAGCCUCAGUCAGACGCGAGUUUCGACCCGCCUUGGUAGC